AAAUAAAGGCGUACUGUCCCUUUAAAUGACAACACCUCCCAGCAGUCCCCGGCUCUCGGCUCAGUGUCUCACUGCAACACACCGGUGGUGCUUCAUCCUCCAGACGCACGGACAGUACCACGCAGCCGAACCCCACGAAGGAGCGUCCGCCGCCGUCGAAAAUCCGCCUGUCUCUUCUUCUUCUUUUCUUUUUCUACCGACGUGACAACGGGAGCGCGAGAAAGCUGCGCGCGCGCGCGCGAGUCCGUCUGCUCGCCACAGAGUUUUCACCGUGGACUCUCUCCGGUGAACCGGACUGACGGCGGAGUGAAACACGGAGAAAUACUUCACACGACAGCAUGAGUGGAGCAGCGGGCGGCGUCGGCCAGCACCCGGGUGGCGCGUUAAGGAGACGUAGCACUGGUUAAGUCGGACGGCGCAGUCGGUAUUCUUUGGGGCCCAUCUACGGCCGGGCAUGGACUAUUGGUGCGCGUCCUCACGGCUUUGGGCUUAGUUCCGACGCGGCGCAACCGUGCGCCUUCCUUCCGUGGCUGGUAGCGCAAAGAACAGGUGGAUCCUGUUCCUGUCUUCAUCUUAACCCCCAACCCCCCCUCUCCCGAAGCAUCCGCCUGCCACCUUUAUGGGUAACCAGGUGGAGAAACUAACUCAUUUGAAUUACGCAGAGGUACCGACGUCCGAUCCAAAUGGGUUCGACCCGGACGACGACGGACCGCGGAUCGGCGUCUCCUACAUUUUCUCCAACGACGACGACGACCAGGACGACCAUUUGGACCGCUUUUCGCAGGACACCCACGUGGCCAACCACGAGGAGAAGCCUUUCGACCCCGAGGACCAGCUGCCGUGCGCCAUUUACUACCGAGACGAGUGCGUCUACGAGACGAACCCCGCAGCCGCGACCCACUCUGCGGAAAGUCUCCUGAACAAGUGCAGACCGGGAGACCUGCUGGAGUUCCUGGCCACCGGACAGUACCCCCACUGGGCCGUGUACGUGGGGGACUUCCAGGUGGUGCACAUGCACAGGGCCGAGAUCAAGAACAACUUCUUAACCGAUGUGAGCCAGGGCAAAAAAGGCCGGAUAGUGAACGGCCUCUACAGGUACCGCGCGCUCCCGCCGGAGGUGAUCGCGCGCAACGCCCUGGACCACGUCGGCUCCAGAGACCGAGAGCUGUACUGGAGGAACUCUGAGUGCUUCGCAGCUUGGUGCCGGUUUGGCAAACGGGAGUUUAAAAUCGGAGGGGAGAUACGGAUAGGGAAGCAGCCGUACAGGUUGAAAUUGCUCUUUUCAGAGAAGAAGAGUCACGUCCUGGAGUUUCAGAGCCUGGAGGACGUGAUCAUGGAGAAGAGGAGGAACGAUCAAAUUGGCAAAGAUGCUGUGAUGCAAGAGAUGGCCAACCACUUGAACGCAACACACGAAAACAACAAAGAGGAGCAGGUUGUCAACUGACAGUGGAUGCUCUCUUUAAGAAAAAAAUAUUAAUCUUUGUGUUGUUGAGGGAGCCUUCGUCUCCGGGUCCCGCACUGCCAAACCAAACACGACCGUAACAUGGAGUAAUAAUGUAACAUUUGUUUCCUCCAAAAUGAGAGGAAAGGCCCUGCUAUCCGGGUGCAUAAGCAAAGAGGAUCACAAGGGUCAAAAUAAAAAUCCCCAAAAGUUUGAUUUGAUGAAAGUGGCAAAUGUCCCCCCCAGCUUUAGUAAAAAUAUAAUUUUUACACUCUCAUAUGAAUUGAAUCGUUAUGAUGGAUACAUUUGCCUCUGGGGAUGAAAUCAGAAUUUGAAUUACAAUCAUUACCUUUCUAAUCCAAUGAAUCGUUGCACAGUGGAGCUAAACUUGUGGCAGGUGAGGGGGCUGAGAGCACCUGCUCCUGUACAACUCAGGUGAGGGUGAUCAAGACGUCUUGGACCAGAGACAAAUACUUUUUACUCUUUGUUAAUGUGGGCCAUGAGCAACCGCUCCAUAAUGUCUUGCAUCCAAUCAUCAUUCAGCUUUACGCACUUCUACACAUCUACGAUUCAUCGACUGAUUCGUCCAUUUCAACAGUUUAUUUUUUUGGAAAAAGAUGUUUGUAUAAAGGAAUAUGAAAAUAAAUAUAUAUUUGAAUGGUU
Pungitius pungitius (ninespine stickleback) is the source of this 2104-nucleotide messenger RNA. It is a transcript of the gene lratd2b, whose product is annotated as LRAT domain containing 2b. The record is from RefSeq and is a predicted model, not a curated record. NCBI's taxonomy places the organism in Eukaryota, Metazoa, Chordata, Actinopteri, Perciformes, Gasterosteidae. The transcript is spliced from 2 exons. Bases 620 to 1444 code for a protein of 274 amino acids.